This is a messenger RNA of Durio zibethinus, 1610 nucleotides long. RefSeq names its product plant viral-response family protein (DUF716). The record is from RefSeq and is a predicted model, not a curated record. Lineage: Eukaryota; Viridiplantae; Streptophyta; Magnoliopsida; Malvales; Malvaceae.
GAAAUCAGACAUCAAGCAACCCACAACAAACGGCUGUUUGACUCGAACAUUGUUUUAGACUCUUAUUUUCCCAGGAAAAGAAAACCCACAUCAAAGAUCUUAAAAUUCUUGAAAAAGAAAAAAAAAAGGCAGAAAAACAAUCUCAAAUUCAAAGUAUAAAAAAAUUAGAGAUGGGAUUCUUCACCUACGCCGUUACCGGCGUUGGGUUCAUCCUGAUCGGCUUCUGGGAAUCUAUCAGUUCCUUAAACCCGACCCGAAACCUGAAUCCAACUCCAUCUUCUUCACUUUCAACCCAGAACAAAUCUACCUCCAUUCCAAAAACUAAAGAAAACCCAUUUUCCUCUUCAUCAUCCUUCAUCUUGGUAUCAAUCUUGUCCCUUUCGACCUUCUUGAAUUCCGUGGUUUCAAUCUUUGAUGCUUUCAAUUCAAAGGAUCGGGUGGGGUCGAUGCUCCAAUUACAAGUACUCUCACUUGCCCUGCUUUUCUUGCUUUACUCUGCUUUAGGUCUUUUAAACAGUAAGAAAAGUUCAUACUUUUGGCCUGAUUCCGUUCUUGAAUUAGUUCUGCUUUUCGCUUUUGUUGAAGAGUUUUUCUUAUAUUACUUGCAAACGAAGGAUACAAGUGGGAUUGAGAAUAGAUAUUUUAGUCUUUUAUGUGUUCCCAUAGCCAUUUGUGUGGUUUCUACAAUGCUAGAGUUGAGGUCAAAAAGGUCGGCUUCCUCGAAAUUGGUGCGAGGCAUUGGGUUGAUUUUACAAGGAACAUGGUUUGUGCAAAUGGGAUUUUCAUUUUACACUAAUUUGAUGGUUCAUGGAUGUAGUUUACAUGAAAAUAGCAGAGGGAAUUAUACUAUUAAGUGCAAAGGUCACCCAGAGUAUCAUAGAGGGAGAGCUAUCGCGACGUUGCAAUUUAAUUGCCAUCUUGCUUUGCUUGUGGUUUUGGUUGUCGGGAUGCUGUCAGUCAUGGGGAAAAGAAAUGGAGUUGGUGCUUCAGGGGAUGGUUUACCAUAUAGACCAUUAGGGGCAGAAAUGCAGCAGAUGGAUAAUAAUGUGGGGAAUUUCACUUUGGAUUCUGAUGAUGAUCUCGAUGAUGGGAUUAACGAAGAAGAUGGUUUGGGGAAAGAAGAUGCAGCUAUUGUGGAAUUGGGUGUCAAUGGUCAUGGUUCACAUGCGUGAGGUUGUGAAUUCACUGAAUUGUAUGGAUUGGAACUCAUCAACGACCUCAUAUCUACUUUUUCUAACCUGAUAUUUUUCUUGAGAUCCUGCUAAAUGUUUUUCACGAUAGUCCAUAUGAUUGUUUUUAUUUAAAGUUGUUAGAAUUUAAAUUUUGCUCAAAAAAAUUAAGAAUUCAGCAUUCUAUCAACAUAUCACACCAGAUUAUAUUCACAUUUAUUCACACCGGUAAGUCAAACUAUCAUACAAUGAAUUUGAAUUCACUAUCAGGUUAUUAAUCCUAGAUUGGAAAGCCUACUAUAAAAUGUCAGGACAAUUUCAAAGGAAAAGAUAAAUGGCAAAAAAAUAUGAUCCAAGAAAAAAAAACAGAAUUUGUUCUUCUGUUUUCUUAUUUUCCUUGAGGAAGUGUAAAUACUUCAUUAGAAAAAAUAUUGGGUUACU